ACCGUACCAGUCACGCAGCGAGUCCACAGCAAUGAGAGCAGAGGAAGAAGCCGCAGCGUCAUCAUGCCUGCAGCUGUGAUUAUGGAGGAGAAUUUUGACAAACAAUUAGAGCAAUGUGAAGCCCAGGAACUCGAGGCUCCAGGGGGCAUUGCUACUCCUCAAGUUUACGCUCAUCUGCUGGCACUUUAUUUACUACAUAAUGACAUGAAUAAUGCCAGGUAUCUUUGGAAGAGGAUUCCUCAAGCAAUCAAAACAGCAAAUCCUGAGUUAUCAGCCAUCUGGGCAGUCGGCCAGCGUAUUUGGCAACGAGACUUUCCGGGGAUCUACACCACCAUCGCUGCUUUCCAGUGGACGGAAAACAUUCUUCCCGUCAUGGAGGCCCUUCGAGAGAGCACGAGACAGCGAGCAUAUGGACUGGUGGCUCAGGCCUACACUUCUAUCACAGCGGACGACUUCGCAGCGUUCGUGGGCUACUCUGUAGAGGAGGCGGUGAAUGGUGUGGUGAGUCAGGGCUGGCAGGCUGACCCGGCCACGAGGAUGGUGAUGCCCAAGAAGCCAGAUCCACCCCCUGUUUCUUCAGUUCCAAACGAACAGCAGUUGGCCCGGCUCACCGACUACGUGGCUUUCCUUGAGAACUAAUAACCAGCACAACCACUGCACCCCACGUCCCUCGGCACCCGACUGGGAUUAGACCAAGCAAAAGACUAUGUAGAUCUUUUUAUUAGUUCUGAAGAACCUGGCCGUUUCAUAUUAAUCUCAUGCACAAAUCGAACACAAACCAUCCUGUUUAAGUAUGAUUCUCUCAUGUUCACCACCCAGGGGAAUGAAGCAAACAGAUUAUUUAAGGAUUUAUUCUUCAGAGUGGGGACUCAAGUCAUUGUCUUUUUAUGUUUUUCAGAUUGAUUUAGCUCCAUCAUGAAACAUGAAAAGCCUAUAUCAAUGUCACUUCAGUUUUGUCUGAUGAAUAAAUAUAUCUCUGUUUUCUA
This is a messenger RNA of Synchiropus splendidus (mandarinfish), 986 nucleotides long. It is a transcript of the gene cops8, whose product is annotated as COP9 signalosome subunit 8. Lineage: Eukaryota; Metazoa; Chordata; Actinopteri; Syngnathiformes; Callionymidae. The transcript is spliced from 7 exons. Gene Ontology annotation, biological process: COP9 signalosome assembly; protein deneddylation. Gene Ontology annotation, cellular component: COP9 signalosome. Bases 64 to 639 code for a protein of 191 amino acids. The record is from RefSeq and is a predicted model, not a curated record.